Molecule: messenger RNA, 5886 nt
Organism: Acyrthosiphon pisum (pea aphid)
Lineage: Eukaryota; Metazoa; Arthropoda; Insecta; Hemiptera; Aphididae
Exons: 6
Coding region: 1951-3627 (558 amino acids)
Biological process (GO): monocarboxylic acid transport; transmembrane transport
Molecular function (GO): monocarboxylic acid transmembrane transporter activity
Source: RefSeq, a predicted model, not a curated record
AACAAUAUUCGGGCAAUACCCAAAAUACCGGGACGCAAUGUUAAAGUUCACCGCCAUUUACGGCCUACAAUUUACCCAAGUUAUUACAUAAUAAUAUAAUAUUAUAUCGGGAUGGUGAACCUGUGACACGUGUGGACACUUUUCAAGCCACACGCGUAUAAACGAUCUGGUAAGCCGGGUCUGACGAAAUUAUAUUUUUUUGGUUAGCUAUAAUGAUCUUCAUUUUGUAUAAUUACAAUUUAUUCGUAUUUUCGUUAAUAAUAAUAUCUAUUUUUGGGUAAUUUAAACGGCGCCGGUUGAAGUGGGUGAGACACUGAGACAUGUCGUUUAUUUUUAUCACCCCUUCUAUGGAUCUAAACAAGACGUGCAUGCAAGUGUUAUGAUUCUCACACCUAUAAAUACGGAUGGGGCCAAUAUACACGUCCACCUUGGCUGGGACCACCGCACCGUCACCGCCGUGUGUCGUCACUCGAACGAACGCGACCGUGAUAAACAUCCGGAAUCGGUUUAGUCUUAUACUUGUAUAAUAAUAUAAUAUUAUAUUAUAUACCCUAUAUCAAAAAUAUAAUUUCUUCGCGAUAUUCUAACCACCAUAAAGAUAUAAAAUCACGGUGGAAUUUGUCAUAAUAUCAGCUGUCAACGAUGAACGAACUACGAACUACGGUGAAGUGAUGUGACUAAUCCGGAUUUGUACUUUACGUAUAUAGUUUUGUUUUUUUUUUUUAUUGCGUCACGAGUAAUAAUAAAGUCGAUUACAUUUUCCAAAAAGUCCUUUGGUCAUCGUUUUGCAGAUUUAAUAAUAUUAUGUAUAGUUUGGUGGCGUUAUCAGUGCACGCUGAAAGUUAAGUGAUGAUGAACACCGCCGUCGCGGGUUAGGUGGGUGUUCUUCGACUACGCACGCCGCUCGCAAACCGAAUUCCGCUAAGCAUGUUACAAUAUUAUUAUAUUAUUAUUAUUUUCUGACAAAUAGUUUGUACGACGAACGCGGCAGUCACACGCGGCACUCAUCGCGGCAGUCACACGCGGCACUCUUCGCGGUGGAGGCGGACGCCGCGAUACGAACGUAUGAUGCUACAUAAUAUAAUAUUAUUAUAGUUUUAUCGAAAACACACACACAUACACGUGCCGAUUAAAAUAUUACGAUUGUAAUAUUACAUAUUAUUAUAAUACGUCGGGCUUAUAGGAUAUAGACACCUGUUAAGUAGGUACCUAUACUUACAUAGGAUUCGCGAGUGUCUCUCUCAAACGGAGUAAAAUAAAAAUAAAAAAUCACGUCGAUGAUAGGUACCUAUAAUAUUAUAUAAUAUACCUAAUAUACUAUACCUUGUGAGUUUACGAUAUCAUAGUUGUAAUACUUGCGCGUACGUAUAUAAUUAUGAUAAUUAAUAAUAGUUAAUAAUAACAAAGUAUAGCGACAUAUUUACAUAAUAUUUGAUAUUAUAUACUCAGGCCGUGGUAAUAACACAUUUAAUAAUAAUAAUAAUAAUAAUAAUAUAAUACAUAAGACCGAGUGCGCCGUUCUCUCGCAUUAUUGCAGCAUUAAUUCGUGUACAUAAUAUUAUAACAUUCACACAGAUCGAUCGUGUAUAAUACACCAUUAAUACCUACACUCGUAGUCGCAAUCAGCUUCCGGACUCGCGAUUGUUUAUCGCUACCGAUGCAUCGGCCGGUAUGGGCACACACGCACCGCCGGACCAGGCGUAUCAGUCGCGUCCGAUAGGUCGUUCAGGUAAUAUAUAAUAUUAUAACCGCCACGGGCGCAUCAUGCCACCGCCACCGCCGUCUUCCGAGUGAUAUAAUAAUAAUAAUAUAAUAUCAUGUGAAAUAAUAUUAUACUUCCGACUCACCGUGCGGCCGAAAUUAUAAUAUACUAUUAUAUCCGUCGCAGUCCUGACCUACUAGGUCUGCACUGACCUACUACACACACCGGAUUAUUCGAUUUACGGAAAUAUGGCCAACGAAACGACGGCGAGCUGCAGAGGUCCGGCGGCCGGAGAUCCGAAAUCCGAGCCCGACGAGUCGUCAUACAUGCUUCGAGACAAAAGACCAUCAACGUUGAUGUGCCGCGACCAACAUCACCAACAUUCGAGACAGGAACGUCAACACCGUACGUUUGACGACAGCUGGGCCUGGUACGUUGUGGGCGGGUGCGCGUUCGCCAACUUCCUGUUGCCCGGCAUGCUGAGAUCAUUCGGUCCGGACGUCCUGAACGGGUUCGUCGAGGUCCACGAGCUCGAGUUCUCGAACCGGUCCGUCGUCGGUUGUCAAUGGAUACCGGCCACGUUCAACCUGACGUUUUUCAUAGCGGGGUCGCUGUCAUGUCUACUGUGCAAAUUAAUUUCACACCGAGCCGUAACGUACUGGGGUGGACUUUUGGCUUCCACUGGUAUGAUGUACAGUUCGUUCGCCAACUCCAUAUCGCACCUGUAUAUAAGCUAUGGCGUGAUGGUGGGAUUUGGCGCGGGCUUGUGCUACUCUGCAGGAAUACUGAUCGUCAACGAGUAUUUCGACAAGCACCGAGGACUAGCCAACGGGUUUUCGCUUGCAGGCACCUCCAUCGGUGCUCUCGCCAUGCCACCGUACCUCGAGUUCUUGACCUUUUCAUACGGCUACAGAGGCGGCAUUCUGAUCGUGUCCGGAAUGUUGUUGAAUACACUGGCGUGCUCGUUGACCUACAAACCCGCGGUUGUUGAUGCGAACAGGGCAGUUCAACAGGACGAGGUGACCUACACAAGGCCGAUCGCUUCGUCGACGCCGACAUCGAUGAACGCGAGAGCAGUCGCGACGACGGCGUUUAAGGCGGCCACGGACCUGUACUACGCCACGGUGGUUUCGUCACCGUCGCCGCCGCUGUUGAAAUCCCAAACCACGGCGGCGGCAGUGUAUUCAACGGACGAUGAAGACAAUGACGACGACGACGACGACGACGACGACAAACGCCUGAAAAACACCCGUUGGUGGCGAUGGCUGAGGUGGCGACACCCGCAAUUCGGCCCCACGCCGGCCGCUGAAUUUCUGGCCGUGUCAGUCGUCCACGCGAUCAGCCACUUGGCGUACGCCACAGCCGCGCCUGCGCGUGCCGCCGCGCUACAGCUGGCCGCGGCCGAGGCGGCCGGUCGGUUCCUCGCACCCACCGCUUCAGACCUGCUGUCUCCCGGCGGUUCGGCGUCAAUUUACCUGUACGCCGCGGUGGUGGCCGUCAGCGGCACCGUCCUACUGACCGGCGCCGCCACCGCCGAAUCGGAUGCCGACCCGUUCCAGUGGCCACUGCGGUCGGCAGUGCACGCGCAAUGGUCGGCGUUCCUGGUCAUGACCUUCGGGAUGGCGUCUGGCGCCGCAGUCGGGCUCGAACCGCUGGUUGCGGUCCGAGCGCUUGGCCGCGAGCAGCUCGCCGCCUCCUGUUCCACCACGUUACUCGGUAAAGGCGCCGCCCAACUGGCCGUCGACCUGUUCCUGCGCCAGUCGUUGUCCAGCCGCGGUGGACACUGGCCACCGAUCUCACCGUGCGUGCUUUACGCGCUCGGAUCCGUUCUAGUGGCCACCGCCGCCGCUUGGACGGCCGUGUUCCUUGUCAAGCGUCACUACGCCUCCAAGACCGGGUGCAGCCGGUACGUGAGAACCGCUUGACUACAGCGGCCACCGCUGCCACCGGUGGCAAAACAAUCAUCCUACUAUAUUGUAUAGGUAAUAACCGGAGUACCAGACGGGAAUUUAAAUACUUUGGGAUUCGGGUUUAAGCUUUCACAAAAUCAAAAUAAACCAUAAUACCCAUUCGUCGUUAUUCGUUUAUUGUUGUCCUGAAAAGUGUCAAAAACGCUUUCGAUAUUUUUAAAACUUGAAAAACUUUAGCGGCUAUUAAUGUUUGAGAUUCUUUUAAAUUUUCAAAACUCGUUUAAGAGUAAAAUUAACAUUUGUAUAUAUAUAGGUACCUAUUAUAUUGAGACGAGAAAUUUUAAUACAAUCGCGAGGGCCUCAACAAAAUAAGACGCUUCAGAUAUUACACCCACCCGCGUAUUUAUUUUCUUCUAAUUCUGUGGUUUGUUGUCUUAAUUUUUAUUUUUAGUAAUUUGAAAACUGCAGCUUAACUCGAAAGAAACACGUCGCGCGUCUAACAUCAUAGGAGUAUUUUUUUCCACGAAUUUUUAACUUUAGACAAACGACUAUUGAUGCAAGUACCUAUGCCAUGUGUAGGUUUCAUACAUGUGUAAUGUUACUUAUUAGGUAUAUUAGGUAUGUGUACCUAUAUUGUGAAAGUUUCUUACAUUAUAAUAUAUCUAGUAUAAUAUUCAGAGAUCGCUAUCAUCGCAAAAUAGUUAAGUAAUACUUUUAAGAGGACUUGAGUGUAGUAGGUAGUUGCCAAUUUAUAUUCCAAUGUUUCACACUAUGGUCAAUAAGAACUGACAAAUGUUACAAUAGGAGUAAUAGGACUGAAUUGGUAUAUGGAAACAAUGGCGUGAUGAAGGACUUUAUUUGAGGCACGUGCCUCAGCUUAAAGGGUGGUGGGUGUCAUGGAGACUAAGUUCGCCACGCCACUGCUUGGAAAUAUAUUAAUGAUUCUAAUUUCCGUGUUAGUAGGUUAACUAAUUAAUAAUUGGUAUAUUGUAAGUAACCACAUAUUUUAUGGACGUUAUCAUGAAAUUUACUCUCAAAACAUCUCUACGCACUUUUAAAAUCCUAGUAGAUAGGUACUAAUAAUAAAUAAAACAUAAUAUGCGUAAAAAUCAGAAUCUACAGUAUCAAGUCGGUUAAUAGUACCUAAGUGUUAUACCAGAAUAAUAAUUGUAAAAAGUUACAAAUCAUUAUUCCUGUUUGAAUAGUUAGUUACUAUAAAUAGAUAUAUACAUUUAGUCAUUGAGAACUGUCAUGUCGUAUCCAUUAAAAUUGGUCGAAACAAUAAAAAAAAAGUUCUGGUUUUACGUAUGUAUCUACCUAAUUAACGUAUUUGAGGCUUUCGAUUAUAGUAAUGAUAUAUACAAUUUGUGACCAUUAGUAUUUACUAUUUAUAUUAGGUACCUGCAUUGUUCUAGAAACCAAGACAAGAGUGCUUGAUGCAAGUACUCCAAUAAGUAGUCCAAUAUGUUUUGAGCACUUAGUUUCUGUAAACAUUUUUGUUCUAUAACUGUGUGUGGUGAACUACAAUUUUCAGGCUUAAAUCCUACUAUAUAUGGAAGUGCGCAGACAUGUUCUGCAGGUUUUGAUUUCCAAUAUUAUUGCGAAUUUGCGGCCUCUGAAUAUUAAAACAUUAUUGUUUCCAUUUUCCAAUACUGUAGAAAUAUUUAAUUUUUUAUUAUUGUAUCUAUUACUGAAAUUGUAUAUCUAAUUAAGAAUUUUGUGUAAAUACCUGUAUAUAAAUAUAUAAUAUAUUAUAUUUUUAUCAUUCAUUUAUGAACCAGGAAUGGCCAAUGUUAAUUUCAAACUUAAUAUUAUGUUCAACAAAGACCAACAUAAAUAUAAGAAUAUAUUAUUAUUUUUAAAUUAUAUUAAAUUAAUUAAUUAUAAAUCUACUACUUGAUGACAACAAAUUAAGAUCAUGUAAUUCAUUACAAUUGUUGUUACAUAAUAAAAAAAAAUUAUCAAUAGUAUAUGAAACAGCACGAUAAAAUAAUAUGGCCUAUGGCUAUCAGUUGGUCUUUCCUGGCUUAUACAAUGUAUUAUUUUAAAAGCGUAUACAUAAUUAACGGUGAAAUGUGUUGUACAUAUUUUAUACAACUAAAUUAACCGAGUACUGAUUUUUUUUCACUUUUAUAUCUGUAUAAGAAUAAAAUUGUGUUCAAUACCUACAAUGAAAUUUUAAUUUUAAUUUGUUCCCAGUUACACAGAUAAUUCUAACAAAUACAAAGAAAACCAGUGUUUAAUUAACAUUAAUAUAACUAUUAUUUUUUUUUA